CAGAAAUUUCUAUAAAUUGCAUGCUCCUACCUCUGACAAUUUCACACUUUGAGUAAUUCGUCAAAUUAGCCACAGCAGCUCUACUUGAAAGCUGUUCUUCCCAUUCCAGCAACAACAAACAACCAAAGGAGGAGGAGAGACUGAGACUGAGAGAGCUGCAAUGGCGGACCUUGUGCUUGGGUUGGCCAAGUCAGCGGUGCAAGGAACCCUCACCGCUGCCAAGUCAGCGAUUGAGGAGGAGGAGAAGCUCAAGAAGAAUAUGCAGCGUGACCUGAUGCUUAUAUCCGACGAGUUCGAGAUGAUGCAUUCUUUCUUGAAUGCCUCCAAGGAGCGCGCCACCGAUGAAAUGGUGAGGACCAUGGUCAGGCAGGUCCGCAACAUGGCCUUAGAUGUGGAGGACAGCAUUGAGUCAGUUGUCCUCAUUGAUAUGAAGUCCCAAUGGUGGCGCCGCCUGCUCCCAUCCUGCAUGGUCGCGGCCAAACCGGCUGCGGCCCUGGACGAUGCAGUCACUGCUAUGGAGUUGCUGAAGUCCAGGGUCGAAGCCAUGGGCCAGAGGAAUGAGCGCUACAUGCACAUCGGUGACUCUCACUCCAAGCCCACCGAGAAGACUGAUCGGCAGGCCAUAGCUGAUGCAACAGCAGUGGGCAUCCUUAUCGAGGCAAGGGACGCCAAGAAGCAUAGCAGCCCAGGAGACCUCAUCGAGUUGAUAAGCAAGAUAGAGAAUGUGCUUCCACUUCAAGUCAUCUCAUUGUGGGGAGCAACAGGUGAUCUUGGGGUAGCAUCCAUCAUCAAGAAGACCUGUGAUAACCCAGAAAUCUGCACAAAUUUCACGUGCCGUGCUUGGGUGAAGCUGAUGAAUCCCUUCAAUCUCCAUGAGUUCAUCCGGAGCUUGCUGGCUCAAUUUUAUGCAAACUCUAGUUCGCAACAAGGAAGCACCAUAGAUUUCCUCAAACCGAUAGAUUUGAUGAUUGCUACAGAAGUCACACUCAUUGAGGAGUUUAUGAAGCAAGUGAGUGGUCAGAGGUACCUAGUCUUCCUGGAAGAUGUAUCCAGCGCGGUUGACUGGGAAGCUGUUAGGGCCUACCUACCAGACAUGAAGAAUGGUAGCUGCAUUGUGGUGCAUACCCAACAACUUGAAGUUGCAAGCUUAUGUGUUGGACAAUCGCACCGAGUUUUGGAGCUGGAGCAGUUCUCAGCUGAUCAUUCUGUUUGUGUCUUCUUCAAUGAGAAGAAGCGUGGCAGCCCAAGAGGUCUCGUCGAGUUGAUCAACAAGAAAUACCAUGCUCUUCCCCUUCAAGUGAUUUCUGUGUUUGGACCAGUAGGCAAUCUUAGGGUGGAAUCCAUCAUGAAGAAUACCUGUAAUGAAGACCCUGAAAUGUGCAGAGCUUUCAUGUGCCGUGCUAGGGUUAAGCUGAUGCAUCCCUUCAAUCGCCAAAAGUUCAUCCGAAGCUUGCUGAAACAAUUGUACAAAAACUACUGUCCACAACAUGGGAAUGAUGUAGAUUUCUUGAAACUGAAUGGUAUGAUGAUGGGUACGGAAGGCAUACUCAUCGAGUUCGUGAAGCAAGUGCUGAGCAAUCGGAGAUACCUUGUCUUCCUGGAAGAUCUGUCCAGCAUGGAUGACUGGAAGGCUGUCAGGGAAUUACUGCCUGACGAGGACAAUAGUAGUUGCAUCAUUGUGCACACCCAGCAGCUAGAACUCGCAAGAUUGUGUGUCGGACAACCAGAGCGAGUAUUUGAGCUGCAGCAGUUCUCCGCCGACGACCAUUCUGUCCGUAUCUUCUUCAAUGAGAGUAUGGACGAGGAUGUGGAGAGAGCCAUCAAGACUGAAACUGCAAAGAAAUGGUUACAGAAAUAUGAAGUUGUUGGUCCCCAGGCAGAUAUAAGGUCCCUCUCUGAUGUCCGCGGUCGAGGGGUACGUUCCGUGUAUGGGAUUGCUGGUGUUGGCAAAUCAUUUAUUGUCAAAUAUGUGUACAACAAGCAAGUCACUGAUCAACGCAGAAUUUUUAAAAAGUUUGGUUGGGUGGAUGUAUCCCAUCCAUUCAAUUUAAGGGAUUUCUCAUGGAGCUUACUCUUAGAUUUUCACUCGGGAUCUCUCCAACAUGAUAGCAUGCAGAGAAUCAAAGACCCAAUUCAAGAUUGCCGUGAGCUUCUACGUCAGAAUGAUUGUCUCAUUGUUAUCGACGGUCUGCAGUCCACCGAAGAGUGGGACUUGAUAAAUGCUGCCUUUUCCUUUGAACAUGAUAGUCGGAGCCUUGUUAUUGUCAUUGCAAAUAAACAAAGUGUCGCCACAUACUGUUCAAAAUUUCGGUGGAGUAUCCAAGGUCUAGAAAUUGAUGACGCUGUUGAACUCUUCAAAAGAAGGGCAUCAAAGCGGCAUCAGAGUUUCUGGCCCUCGGACCCAAGCCCCGCCGUGAUUGAAGAAGUAAAAUCUGUCCUAUACAAAUGCGGCGGACUUCCCAAAGUGAUAAUUUCUGUGGCUGACGUCUUCGCCUCUGGCUGGAGAUUCAACAAUGAUUAUUUUAUGCAGGCGUUGGAGACCCUCCCAGCAUUUGGCAGAUUAAGGAAUCUGUUUUCCUGGGUGCAUUCCUACUUCGACACCUGCCCAGAUUCGAUCAAGCCAUGCAUCUUCUAUCUGUCCAUCUUCCCUGUAAACCACAAAAUUCGGCGGAGGCGUUUGGUGCGGCGGUGGGUCGCAGAAGGCUACUCCAUGGACACCCGAGAGAUGACCGCUGAUGAGGAUGGGGAGAAGUCCUUUGCCGAGCUCUGCAAGCUAAACAUGAUCCAGGUGCCAGGAACGACGACAAGGCUGUCCUAUUUCACAAGGAUUCCCUUGUACAAAGUCAAUGGUUUCUUCCGUGAGUACAUCAUCUCACGGUCCAUGGAUGAGAACCUUGUCUUUGCGCUGGAGGGCCAUUGCAGUUUGAACUCGCAGCGCACCGGACGGCAUCUCACCAUAGGGAGUACCUGGGACAGAGACAGGAUUGUGUAUGACAGCAUUGACUUCUCACAUCUGCGUUCACUAACGGUUUUUGGAGAAUGGGAGCCAUUCUUCAUCUCUGGCCAGAUGAGGCUACUCCGGGUGCUGGAUCUGGAGGACGCUUCAUCCGUAACAGAUGGUGACGUUGAACUGAUGGUCAAGCAGCUGCCACGCCUCAAGUUCCUCUCUCUCAGAGGACUCGAAGAGAUCACUCGUCUGCCGGAUUCCUUUGGUACCCUAAGGCUGCUCCAGACUCUGGACAUCAGGCACACCUCCAUAGUCAAGAUUCCAGCAAGCAUCACUAAUCUACAGAAGCUCCAGCACAUUCGUGCAGGUACUGCUGUACCAAUGGAUGAUGACUCCAGCACUGUUGCAAGCCAUCCACCAGCACCAGCAUCAGCACCAGCACCACCACCACCACCGGAAGCAGCGUCAGCGUCAUCGUCGAUGAGCAAGCCACGUGCUUCUACUCUGGUGUCACAGCUUCGGCUACCGAAGUUCUGGACAAGCCGAGGCCGGCAUCUUCCUGGCUCUCGUAAUGGUGGCAUUGAGCUGCCUCGAGGGAUGGGGAAAAUGACGGCCUUACACAACAUCAGUGUCAUCGACGUGAGUAUUGCAAGUGGGCGGGCUAUUCUGGAAGAGCUUAAGAACCUUAGGCAAUUGCGCAAGCUUGGAGUGUCUGGCAUCAAAAGGGAAAACUGCCAGGAGUUGUGUUCUGUCAUCUCAUCGGUUCAUGCUCAUUUGACAUCCUUGUCAGUGUGGCUUGACAAGAAUCAAGCUGGUUGUUUGGAUGCCAUUUCAUUGCUUCCAAAGAAACUACAUAGCCUAAAGCUGUACGGACAUGUAGACAAGUUGCCUGCAUGGAUCAAGCUGCUGCCGGAUCUCAGAAAAUUGAAGUUACAGAUGGACAUGAUAACGCAAGAUGAGGUGGUUCUUCUCACGUAUUUAACAAGCUUGAAUACUUUAUGUCUUUCUUCCAAGGAGUUUCAAUAUGGAGAGCUCCGGUUCAGGGGAGUCUUUGUCCAACUCCAGGUCCUCGAGAUUACUUGCAACUCCAGGUUAGAAGCUGUUACAUUUGAACCUCCGGUAAUGCCUGGGCUUAAGUUUGAGCCUCAGGCACUGCCAGCAGGGCUCAAUACUACUGUGCCUCAGGUAAUGCCUAGGCUCGAGGUUCUGAAGAUCAGCUGCUGUAAUGUGUCAUCCUUGAAGUUUUCUGGGUUGAAGCAGCAACUAGGCAAUGUCAGCGAAGUCUCACUUAGCGGAUCCUAUGAUGACAAAGUGAAGCAACACUUGCAGAGCCAACUAGAGGAACAUCCAAUGAAGCCUGUUUUCAAGGUGGAACCACAUUCCGUCGUCUCGUACUGAUAGAUAUAUGUUUGAAGGGGGAGCCUGUUUUGAUGGCCAUCGCAGUUUCCAGGACUAGACGGCGGUUACUCUUCAUUUAAUUUUUUCUCUUCUACUCUGUUCAGUCUUCUCAUUCCGAUAGAUACAUAGCAACUCUCCAACUCCAACUGCUUAGUACUUACUCAGAAAUAAAUGUACACCAUCCAUUUUCGUUAGAUCUAAUUAACCUCAGGUGAAUGUAAGAAAUAUUUGACACUUGUUGGGAAUUUGGGUAUCAAAUCCAACAGAGUUCAGAUCGAAGGAGUGGAGAAUGAUGUGUAUUUAGUAUAUGAAAAAAUGCCUUUACAA
Molecule: messenger RNA, 4672 nt
Organism: Panicum virgatum (switchgrass)
Lineage: Eukaryota; Viridiplantae; Streptophyta; Magnoliopsida; Poales; Poaceae
Exons: 4
Coding region: 161-4345 (1394 amino acids)
Biological process (GO): defense response to other organism
Molecular function (GO): ADP binding
Source: RefSeq, a predicted model, not a curated record